CAAAUGGGGGGGAAAAAACUCCAACCAAAUUCCGUUUCCACUUUCCGGCGAAAGCAACAGCGUGCAGCAUUCCCUCCGCUCCACACUCAGACUGAUUGGACUGAUUGGUCUUCGUCGUCUCUCUCCCCUUCUCUCUCUCUCUCUCUCUCUCGCUUUGCGCUUACGGCGUACCCCUGAGAAAUGGCCGACGAUCGAAUCCGAUUUGGCAUUUUGGGAUGUGCGAAGACCGCUCGUAAAGUGUCUAGAGCCAUUACGCUCGCCCCUAACGCCUCUCUCUACGCCGUCGGUAGUCGCUCCAUCGACAAGGCCUCGCGAUUCGCCGCCGACAAUGGCUUCCCGCCGUCGGCCAAGGUCUACGGCAGCUACGAUGCUGUCCUUGACGACCCCGACGUCGACGCCGUCUACGUUCCCCUCCCCACCAGCCUCCACGUGUCAUGGGCCAUCGCCGCUGCCCGUAAGAGGAAGCACGUGCUCCUCGAGAAGCCUGUGGCUCUCAACGUCGCCGAGCUCGACGAGAUUCUGCAGGCUUGCGAAUCCAACGGUGUUCAGUUCAUGGACGGUACCAUGUGGAUGCACCACCCGCGCACGGCCAAGAUGCGAGACUUCCUCUCCGAUGCGCUGCUUUUUGGGGAGCUCAAAGUGAUAAAUGCCUGCUUAACGUUUGGUGCUGGUCCUGAUUUUCUCAAGAAUAAUAUUCGUGUUAAACCAGACCUUGAUGCUCUGGGUUGUCUUGGUGAUAUGGGGUGGUACUGCAUCAGGGCAAUUCUGUGGAUUGCAAACUAUGAACUGCCUAAAACAGUCAUCGCUCUGCAUGGGGCUGUUUUUAAUGAAGCAGGGGUGAUCAUAUCUUGUGGGUCGUCCUUGCAAUGGGAAGACGGGAAAGUGGCAACUUUUCAUUGUUCCUUCAUAUCCCAUUUGACCAUGGAUGUAACUGCAGUUGGAACAAAGGGGACUUUGCAUCUUCGUGAUUUUGUCAUUCCAUUUAAUGAGAACCAAGCAUCAUUUUCAGCUGCUACAAAGUCUGGGUUUACUGAGCUAGUGACCGGAUGGAACUCAGUGCCAAGUGAACACACAAUUGCGACAGACAUUCCACAGGAAGCUCGCAUGGUGACAGAGUUUGCUGGGUUGGUUAAAAGUGUUAAAGGAAGUGGUUCAAAGCCCGAAGAGAAGUGGCCAACCAUCAGUAGGAAGACCCAGCUGGUGCUUGAUGCAGUGAAGGAAUCGAUUGAUAAAGGUUGCAAGCCAGUCAAAGUCGUGUACUAGAUUGAAUUAUCUUGUAUUCAGUCUUUGUGAGUUUGUUGUUGUUGUUGUAUGAAUCUACCACUUGUAGUCGGGAAAAAAAAUGGGGAAAAUAAAAACCUGCGUUGUGGUGAAGGGGAUCACUUGCUUUGCAGUUUGAUUGUUCACAAAUAAAUAUCUCCCCUAUGUGUAUGGGCAUUUGCCUGGAAAAAUCAUUGGUAAGCAAAUAUGAAAAAGCUAGAAGUUUGGGAAA
Messenger RNA from Malania oleifera, 1492 nucleotides. RefSeq lists its product as uncharacterized. The record is from RefSeq and is a predicted model, not a curated record. Gene Ontology annotation, molecular function: nucleotide binding. The transcript is spliced from 2 exons. Bases 181 to 1263 code for a protein of 360 amino acids. Lineage: Eukaryota; Viridiplantae; Streptophyta; Magnoliopsida; Santalales; Ximeniaceae.